This is a messenger RNA of Orussus abietinus, 3141 nucleotides long. RefSeq names its product molybdenum cofactor sulfurase 1 (gene mal). The coding region runs from base 294 to 2978 and encodes 894 amino acids. The record is from RefSeq and is a predicted model, not a curated record. The transcript is spliced from 9 exons. Gene Ontology annotation, biological process: Mo-molybdopterin cofactor biosynthetic process. Gene Ontology annotation, molecular function: molybdenum ion binding; pyridoxal phosphate binding; molybdenum cofactor sulfurtransferase activity. NCBI's taxonomy places the organism in Eukaryota, Metazoa, Arthropoda, Insecta, Hymenoptera, Orussidae.
UAUCCUCCAUUUAAAUGGAAUACAUUCAUUUUCAUUCAAGGGCGUAGACAUAAUGGCUUGGUCAGCAGAUUUCGUAAUGGCUCCUGGACAAAUUACGGGUUGCACCGAUUCAAACCUAUAGUUGUUUAACUUUCCGCUAUCCAGGCUGACCAACUUUCGCUUUUGCUUGUCAGUUUCCUCGUGACUGGCUUCCCUAGAGGUAGUCUGCAAAGAAAUAAAGCAGCAGCGAACGAUUCUCGAGGAGGCAUUACCAGAGAAUUACAACAAGCGACGUUACAACGUCGCGGGACGUCAUGGAAGAAGGAUUCUUGCCUUCGUACCAACCGGUUUACGAUAAAGAGAUAAUUGAAGGUCUGGAUCAAGAAUUUUCGCGACUGAAGGACGAGUGCUACGUAGACCAUGCAGGAGCUACUCUUUAUGCCGAAAGCCAGAUUAAAAGAGUACAAGAAGAAUUACUUUCGUCGAUAUACGCAAAUCCACACUCUAUUGGUACAGCUGGUAAUGGUACUCAAGACAAUAUCGAUCGCAUUAGAUUUAGGAUUUUGGAACAUUUUCAUACUUCCUCGGAUGAGUACAGUGUGGUGUUUACAUCGGGAGCGACAGCCUCCUUGAAGACUGUUGCCGAGAUGUUCGAUUUUGAGAACAGUGAACUUUCUAGUUCUACAGAAUUGGGAUGUUUUGUGUAUGUGCAAGAUAAUCACACGUCAGUUCUUGGUAUGAGAGAAACGAUCGCUCAAAGAGGUGCACGGGUCAUUUGCCUUAGCCAUGAUGAUGCUUUUAAGACACUUACAUGUGAUAGUGCCGAUACAGACGAUGGACUAUGGCAAUGCGGAGAUUCUCUAUUUGUGUACUCGGCACAGUGCAAUUUUUCUGGCUUAAAGUACCCUCUUAAUUGGAUCGAAAAAGUUCACAAUAAAAGGCUGAGCAGCGUCACUGGUAAUCAAGCUUCUAAAUGGUAUGUCCUAUUGGAUGCAGCGACUUUUGCUGCAACUAACGACUUAGACUUAUCUGUUUAUAAGCCAGAUUUUGUUUGCAUAUCGUUUUACAAAAUGUUUGGCUAUCCCACUGGGAUUGGAGCGUUACUAGUUAAGAACUCCAGUGCCAAUGUUUUGAAGAAGACAUACUACGGUGGUGGUACUGUAAAAGUUUCCUUGAGUUCAGACAUGUUCCAUGUUAAACGUGACAUUUUACAUGAAAGAUUAGAAGAUGGUACACUUCCUUUUUUGUCAAUAAUAUCACUUCGCCAUGGUUUCGACGUGCUUUCUAAAUUCUCACAACAGAAAAUUUCUGAACAUGUUUUCUCUCUUGCGAGGCAUUUACACCAUUCCUUACUAAUGAUGCAUCAUCGCAAUGGCAAACCGGUAGUAAAAUUACUAUCGGACACAGAUUAUGAAGAUAAAAAUUUACAAGGUGGCAUUGUGGCUUUUAAUCUCCUGCGAUCUAAUGGGGAAUGUAUUGGUUAUAUGGAAGUCCUUAACAUGGCAGCUUUGUAUAAGGUUCAUCUUAGAACUGGUUGCUUCUGUAAUCCUGGGGCAUGUCAAAGACAUUUGCAUUUGACAAAUCAAGAAAUAAUGGAGAACUACGAUGCUGGGUAUACUUGUGGAGGUGAUAGAGACUUGAUAAAUGGAAAACCUACUGGAGCGAUAAGAAUCUCACUUGGAUACAUGUCCACAAUUGAUGACGUACAAAGAGUAUUAUUGAUGAUCAGGAAAUGCUUUCUAGAUGGACCAGAAAUAACAAAAACUCCGAGGUGGUGGUUUGACUAUAGGAUAAGAAUUAAAAAAAAAUAUAUCGAUCAUUCCACUGGACUUAAAAAUGAGAAAGUGAAGUCUGCCGACAGAUACAUUCACGUUGCUGAAAAAUCUAACGAGAACAGUCCUUCGUUCCUGAGGCUCACUCAAGGCAAUGAUUAUGAAUUUGAAGAAAAUGAUCGCAAUCCAGCUGGCAAACCAGUUGUCUUGAAACGUGUGUUUAUAUACCCAAUAAAAUCAUGUGGUGCAUAUGAAAUUAAAAAUUCAUGGAAGCUAGGACCUCGUGGAUUACAAUAUGAUAGAGAAUGGAUGAUCGUCACAUCAGCUGGCGUAACAUUAACACAAAAACAGCAGAUUGAUCUGUGUUUGAUCAGACCUGUUAUACACGAAAAUAAUGAUAUUUUGGAACUUACAUAUCCAGGAAUGCCAUCUGUUCAGGUACCUUUAAAUAUAUUUCCUGACAGUACCUCAGAAGGAGUAAUAUGUCAGGGAAAAGUCUGUGGACAUAAAGUUCAAGGAAUUGAUUGUGGUAGCGAAGUUUCUGAAUGGCUAAGUUUAGCUCUGCGGAAACCGGACUUGAGGCUUUUACGGCAAAGUAAAUCAGAGGAUUUCCAUAAAGAGAAAAUCAAUAAACCAGAACUAUCAUUUUCAAGUCAAGCUCAAUAUUUGAUGAUUAACGAAGCAAGUGUGAUGUGGCUAUUUGAUAAAAUAAUGGACAAAGAUUCUGGCUGUCAAAAAGAUACCAUUGUACAUAGAUUCCGAGCUAACAUAGUGAUCAGCGGAAGUGACCCUUUUCAAGAGACAAAGUGGAAAAGUGUUAAAAUUGGAAACAAUAUUUUUAUGGUGGAUGGUCCAUGUAAUAGGUGUCAAAUGGUAUGUAUCGAUCAAUUCACUGCUAAAAAGACGGUAGAACCACUGAGAACCUUAGCGGAGCAAUUUCAUGGGAAAUUGAAAUUUGGCAUGUAUCUUUCGAGAUUGGAGAAGGAUGGAGGAAUUUUGAACAUCGAUGAUCAAGUGUGGAACGGUUUCAACAUACGGCCGAUAGAUGACUGGGGCUUGCUGAUAACAGCGAAACAUGGACCAAGGGCGCUCCCUGCUGCUUUCUGCUGGAGGUGCUUAUCGCGCAUACGUGUCGUGUCCUCGGCGAAACUUCAUAGCCAAUCACGGUUUUACGACCUACUUCAGGAGGGUUCAAUUCGUACAAGAACUGCUGACAUGUGUGCGUGACUGCAUGGCUGUAUUUAGUUGUAUUCAGUGCAUGCGUACACUUGGCGGAGAGUGUACACGUAGAAGUUAGGAGGGAUUCUUCCAACGAUGAAUUUAGUGUCGACGUUAUAAAAGUCGUAAUCGGUAUUAUCAUUAUUAAUAAAACACAUUGAGUCAAUGCUAA